Ochotona curzoniae (black-lipped pika) is the source of this 1758-nucleotide messenger RNA. It is a transcript of the gene RNFT2, whose product is annotated as ring finger protein, transmembrane 2. The transcript is spliced from 11 exons. Bases 421 to 1758 code for a protein of 445 amino acids. The record is from RefSeq and is a predicted model, not a curated record. Gene Ontology annotation, biological process: positive regulation of ERAD pathway. Gene Ontology annotation, molecular function: ubiquitin protein ligase activity. NCBI's taxonomy places the organism in Eukaryota, Metazoa, Chordata, Mammalia, Lagomorpha, Ochotonidae.
CGGCCCCGCCUCCCUGCCCCUGCGGCUCUUCCUCCCUUGCCAUUGGUUCCUUGCAGAGAAGUAGCGGCCUUCUAUUGGCUGAAGCAAGUGGGCGGGCCGUGUAGCCAAGCGACCGGGAGUAGCCGAGCCGCGGUCCCAGGGAGCAACCUGGAGAACGCUGAGGAGAAACCGGAAGCACUCGGAAGUCACGUGUUGGCCGGGACGCGCGAAGGAUUGGCUUGGCUGGACGUGAAUGAUACGGCUGUGAUUGCUGAAUUGUCUGGGCAGGAUUUGGACACCCCAAGAAGCUCCCCCGACCUGUGCAGUUCUCUGGAGAAGAAGAGGAGGGGAGGCCUACUCUCUCCAGGAUCCAGGAGUCACAUCCCCUUCGGGAACACCGAAGUCUGCCCUGGGGAUGGUCAGCAUGGCGUUCUGAAGUCCAUGUGGCUCCUCACAGUGAACCAGGUGUUAAGGAAGAUGCAGAGACGCCACAGCAGCAACACAGAAAACAUCCCACCUGAAAGAAAUCGCACCCAGGCGCACAGCUCCGAGGCGAGCGUGGAUGGGAGUGGUGUUUUCGAGAGUCUGAAGGCAGAAGCCACCUCCCCGCCUGCGCUCUUCUCCGGCCUCACCAGCGGCCUGCCCACCAGCCCCUUCCCUGCCAGCUUGGUGCUGGGCUCCACAGCUGGCGGUGGAGACGUGUUCAUCCAGAUGCCCACGGCGCGUGAGGAGGGCAGCGGGCGCAGCGAGGGUGGCACCUUCCACCAUCGUCCACCCCACCACCACUUCCACCACGCCACUGGCACCCGCGGGGGCUCCCUGCUGCAGCACGUGGGUGGUGACCACCGCGGGCACCCAGAAGAGGCAGCUGAUGAGCAGCCGGGGACCCCUGCACCUGCCCUGUCCGAGCUCAAGGCUGUGAUCUGCUGGCUACAGAAAGGCCUGCCCUUCAUCCUGAUCCUCUUGGCCAAAGUGUGCUUCCAGCAUAAGCUUGGCAUUGCUGUGUGCAUUGGGAUGGCCAGCACCUUCGCCUACGCCAACUCCACGCUCCGCGAGCAGGUCUCCCUGAAGGAAAAGAGGUCGGUGCUGGUCAUCUUGUGGAUCUUGGCCUUUCUGGCGGGGAACACCCUGUAUGUACUCUACACUUUCAGCUCCCAGCAGCUGUAUAACAGCCUUAUCUUCCUGAAGCCCAACCUGGAGACGCUGGACUUAUUUGACCUGCUGUGGAUCGUGGGGAUUGCAGACUUUGUGCUGAAAUACAUCACCAUCGCCCUCAAGUGCCUCAUCGUGGCCUUGCCGAAGAUCAUCCUCAAAGUCAAGUCUAAGGGCAAGUUCUACCUGAUCAUCGAGGAACUGAGCCAGCUCUUCCGCUCCCUGGUCCCCAUCCAGCUGUGGUACAAGUACAUCAUGGGGGAUGAUGCCUCCAACAGCUACUUCCUAGGAGGAGUCUUGAUCAUUCUCUACAGUCUCUGCAAGUCCUUCGACAUCUGUGGCCGUGUUGGCGGAGUGAGGAAAGCCCUGAAGCUGCUCUGCACCUCCCAGAAUUAUGGGGUGCGAGCCACAGGGCAGCAGUGCACAGAAGCUGGGGACAUCUGUGCCAUUUGCCAGGCUGAGUUCCGAGACCCUCUGAUACUCCUGUGCCAGCACGUGUUCUGCGAGGAGUGCCUCUGCCUGUGGCUGGAUCGCGAGCGCACCUGCCCACUCUGCCGCUCAGUCGCCGUGGACACCCUGCGCUGCUGGAAGGAUGGGGCCACCUCCGCACACAUCCAGGUGUAUUAG